Acanthoscelides obtectus is the source of this 2138-nucleotide messenger RNA. The record is from the annotation of a GenBank genome assembly. Lineage: Eukaryota; Metazoa; Arthropoda; Insecta; Coleoptera; Chrysomelidae.
GAGUUUCUUUCUUGUUGAACAUAGACUAUAUGUUUCGGUGGCUCCUAUGACACUUUUUUCUCAUCAUACCCAAUUUCGACUAUAUUUUGAAGUUCACUUAUCUACAGAAAUUUAUUUGGUUUUAGGAUGGUUUGAUAUUUUUGGACAAUUCAACCUUCGAAAUAAAGCCACUAACAGAUAGAUUACGGCAAAUCCUAAGGAUCAAGGAUGAUCUCAAUAACUAUAGUCCUACAAAAAACCCACAUUUGGUAAAAAAAGCCAGCUUCUCUACCAGUUUUUUGUAUGAUCACGGAUACCCUUCAAGUAGUAGAAUCUGGACAGAUGCCCAAGAAGAUUCACAAGAUACUUCCAGACGCAACAGACUGAACAGGGAGAACAAUCGCCAUAUAGAAUCAGAACUGCUAACAUCAAGAGCAACUAAUAAAAUGACUCUGGAACUAGCAAUGUUUUUUGACGAGGCAGCAUAUAAAAUAUUUGCACCACAUUUGGACUAUAACGAUAAUAGGUUGCGAGAUAUGCUGCUAGCAUAUUUGAAUGGGGUUCAAGCGCUCUACCAUCAUCCUAGUCUAGGUGCUACGAUUGAUCUUGUUUUAGUAAGACUUGAUAUAAUGAAGGUCCAACCUAGAGAUCUGCCGCAUCAUGAUGGAGAGAGAGGAAAGCUAUUGGACAGCUUUUGCGCAUAUCAGGAAGAUCUAAACCCUGAAUCAGAUAGGGAUCCAGACCACUGGGAUAUGGCACUCUAUGUUUCAGGGUUGGAUUUUUAUGCAUUUGAGAAAGGUAGGAAGAGUGGUGUUACUAUGGGACUAGCACCUGUAGCAGGCGUGUGUUCAAAUACAUAUGCGUGCGUUAUAGCAGAGUUUGGAACGACAAAUGCCUUAGGUAAACCUUAUCCUAGUGCUGGAUUCACGAGCGUUUAUAUUUUGGCCCAUGAGAUUGGUCACAAUUUAGGGAUGCAUCAUGAUAGUAGCGGAAACAGUUGUGCCAAAGAAGGAUAUAUCAUGUCACCUUCUAGAGGAACGAAUGGGGAGACACAGUGGUCUACAUGUAGUGCCGAUGUUGUGGCUGACCUGAAGUGGGCAAAAUGUCUUCAAGAUAGCGCCAAACCCAAGAAACACAUGGACCACAGUCGAUACUUGAACAAUCCAGGCCAAAUGUACACUGCUAAACAGCAGUGUGAGAUAUUGCUACGGGAUAAAGACGCAGUUGCACUACCAGAUCAGGACCUGUCUACCGUUUGCUACAACCUUCAGUGCAAGACACCUAACAGAAGUGGUUAUUAUUUCGCAGGACCAGCUCUGGAGGGAACUCAAUGUGGCAAUGGGAAGUAUUGUGAAGGUGGGGACUGCAUUGAGAAAACACUUCCAAAACCAUUUAGUAGCAAACCUGGAGGUUGGGGUCCUUGGAAACGGGGCGAAUGUCAGUCUGGAUGUAUAGAAAAAUCCAUGGGAUAUUCUAUAAAAAGAAGAUUUUGUAACAACCCAAAGCCAGUGAACUCUGAUGAAGGAUGUGUUGGUUCAAGUAUGGAACGUGAACUUUGCAGCGACAAGAAGAUCUGCAAAGCUAAAAGGCAACCUAUUGUGAAUUAUGCUAGCGACAAAUGUAGAGAGUUUGCUCAGUUGCUGGACGAGUUAGAUCCAGAUGGUGGGGGAUUACAAGCACCGCAUGAAGAAGAUCGUUUGUGGAUGGGAUGUGCGAUAUUUUGCAAAAAUAAAGAUUUAGGUACAUUUUAUACACCACGAAUUGAGUUGAACGAUUUGGGAGUUUCUUCUUAUUUUCCUGACGGGACGUGGUGUCACCGGGAAAACAGCAUGAAUUAUUAUUGCUUGCAACAUCAUUGCUUACCAGAGAAUUUUCACUUCACGAAAGCUUCUGGCAUUGAUGACGUCCAUCUUCUGCAAAAUGCGCAGCCUGACCAAAAUAUCCCUCAACACGUCAGGGAUUAUUUUUCAUUGAGCUCAAAGGGAAAGCCACUUAUGAAAAUUUUGGAUAAUGAAAGAAUCUAUAUGAAUGAAGAAGAGUGGGAAACAGACGAUUAUGUCGAAGUUCCGGAGUUGCAAAAUCACAAGUUCGAACGUUUGAAUAUUUGAAAUGUACUUACAUUUUUUAUUGAAAAGACAUAUAGUAUUCUGAAAAAAAUA